Messenger RNA from Asparagus officinalis (garden asparagus), 1540 nucleotides. RefSeq names its product calcineurin B-like protein 3. Gene Ontology annotation, molecular function: kinase binding; calcium ion binding. Bases 550 to 1230 code for a protein of 226 amino acids. NCBI's taxonomy places the organism in Eukaryota, Viridiplantae, Streptophyta, Magnoliopsida, Asparagales, Asparagaceae. The transcript is spliced from 9 exons. Gene Ontology annotation, biological process: calcium-mediated signaling. The record is from RefSeq and is a predicted model, not a curated record.
AAUAAAAUCACCCGAUACCAUUCGCCCCCAAAUUUAUUUAUUUAUUUAUUUUUUUCCUCCGUUUUCAUUUGGCGGCGAAAAGGGAAUUGGGAUCGAGGUUGCGAUUCAAAUCCUUGAAUCUGAAACAAACUGGAAUCCAAAUCGCUCAAUUGCUGAUCCUCGAUCCUUAGCUCCAGCGCCUGAACCUCGAUCGAUUCUAUUCACCGCGAGUUUCAUCUUUCUCCUCUCAAAUUGUUGGUUGUCUUGAUUUUUCUCUGUCAAAUUUAAUCAGGCUCUAGGGGUUUAUGCUCAAUUAUUUGCUGUCGAUUUUUGACUCAAAAGGCGUUAGAUUCUGCGGAAAAGUUCGAAUUAUUCUGAGAAUAUUGUAAUUUAGAAAGUAUGAUUCCCAUUUUCCCGAGAAAAAGGAACUGUAAUUGACUGAUUUAUGUUUAUUUUGCUGUUUCAGACAGAAAGGGAAUUUGUUCUUUGCUUUAAUAUAGAAGCUGUAAAUGUUUAAGAGGCAUGGAGCGUGUUGAUGAGCAGGAAACAUAUCGAUAAAAAAAAAAGAUCAUGUUGCAGUUCUUAGAGGGAGUUAAGCAUUUGUUAGCUGCUCUGCUGAAGUGCUGCGAUCUUGAGAUAGGCAGGCAGCCCAAGGGCCUUGAAGAUCCUGAACUUUUAGCAAGAGAGACAGUGUUCAGCGUAAGUGAAAUAGAAGCUUUAUAUGAGUUGUUUAAAAAGAUCAGCAGUGCUGUGAUUGACGACGGGCUGAUCAACAAGGAAGAAUUCCAGUUGGCAUUAUUCAAGACUAACAAAAAGGAGAGCUUAUUUGCUGAUCGGGUAUUUGACUUGUUUGAUACAAAACACAAUGGAAUUUUAGGUUUUGAGGAGUUUGCACGAGCCCUAUCAGUUUUCCAUCCAAAUGCUCCAAUUGACGAUAAGAUUGAAUUUUCUUUCCAAUUGUAUGAUCUGAAGCAACAAGGAUUCAUUGAAAGACAAGAGGUGAAACAAAUGGUAGUGGCUACACUUGCCGAGUCUGGAAUGAACCUUUCUGAUGAAGUCAUAGAGAGUAUCAUUGAUAAGACAUUUGAGGAAGCUGAUACAAAACAUGAUGGAAAAAUUGACAAGGAAGAGUGGCGGAAUUUGGUCUUGCGACAUCCAUCUUUAUUAAAGAACAUGACCCUCCAAUAUCUUAAGGACAUAACAACAACGUUUCCAAGCUUUGUGUUUCAUUCUCAAGUCGACGAUACCUGACGCUAUUGCUCAGCUACAUUUUGGAGAUAAGCAGUAGUAGUUCAUGAGGGGCUUGUUCAAUUCCUUCAAGCUUUAUGAGCAUCGCAUCGAUAAACCCGAGAAUGUAGAGAAUGAUGGCAUAUAGAGUUUUGGGUUACUAGGAAGAAUGUUGAGUCUUCAGUCAAGUGUUAGCUAGUGUAUGUAUUCUUUUUGUUGGGAAUGUCUUGUUUUUCAUUCGUCAGAUUCACAGUUUGUUGUUUCUGUUCGUGAAGGGCUUGCAUUGUAUAAAGAAUAAUAUCAAUUAGAGCCUCUUUACCUUAUAGUAGUCCUA